Molecule: messenger RNA, 543 nt
Organism: Drepanopeziza brunnea f. sp. 'multigermtubi' MB_m1
Lineage: Eukaryota; Fungi; Ascomycota; Leotiomycetes; Helotiales; Drepanopezizaceae
Source: RefSeq, a predicted model, not a curated record
AUGUCUAUCGACAUUAGCGAAAUGCUUACGAAAGCUUAUAAUAACAUCUUGCAAAUAACAAUCAAAGCCGUUAACGAUACCGCCGAGCCAGCAAGCUUAGUACUUAUUCUCCUCGUAUUUAAGGUUUACCCUCGCAUAACUUACUUAAAUCCACUAGCCCCUUCUACUAUUACCAAAGCAGAAGCUAUCAAAAAAGCUAUGUCGGAAGUAAGAAGAUUGCAAGCUAUAAGACAAGUAGCAGACGCUUUAAAUAUACGCAACGGACCUUUUACGAUUAAGACGCUAGCUCUCUUUUUGCAAAGCCAACGUCUCGAAAAGAAAGGACUACUAGUAGAACAAAUAAAAGAGGCGCUACGUCGAAGUAGCAAAAACAGACGACCUUUAAAGCGUUAUUGCACGGAGGCUGAAAAACUAGCGCAAUUUCUUACCGCUUCAAGUGACACUUUCUUGACUCGGAAAGAGCAAACAGACCGAGAGCUAAUUACGAAGCUACGAGCCGAAAGUGUGAUUACUACUCUUAACGAGAUUUUCGAAGACUUAUAA